CCGCGGCACGGCCCGCCCGCGACAUGGCCAGCUCCGGAGAGGACAUGUCCAACGAUGAUGACUCACACCCUGCAGCAGCUGGGAUGGCGGGCAGUGCCCAUCUCCUGGGGUUCUCUGACGAGAUCCUCCUGCAUAUCCUGAACCACGUCCCUAGCACAGACCUGAUUCUGAAUGUCCGGCGCACCUGCCGGAAGCUCGCAACCCUGUGCCUUGACAAGAGCCUCAUUCACACCGUGUUGCUGCAGAAGGACUAUCAGGCGAGCGAGGACAAGGUAAAGCGGCUGGUGAAGGAGAUUGGCCUGGAGAUCCAGCAGCUGAACAUGGCCGGCUGCUACUGGCUGUCGGGCUCCACCAUCGAGCAUGUUGCCCGGUGCCGCAGCCUGGUGAAAGUGAACCUCUCCGGCUGCCACCUGACCUCCCUGCGCCUCUCUAAGAUGCUCUCGGCCCUGCAGAACCUGCGUUCGCUGGCCAUCGAUGUGAGCCCGGGCUUCGAUGCCAGCCAGCUGAGCAGCGAGUGCAAGGCCACACUGAGCCGUGUGCAGGAGUUGAAGCAGACGCUGUUCACACCCUCCUACGGUGUGGUGCCCUGCUGCACCAGCCUCGAGAAGCUACUGCUCUACUUUGAGAUCCUGGACCGCACGCGUGAGGGCGCUAUCCUCUCAGGCCAGCUCAUGGUGGGCCAGAGCAAUGUGCCCCACUACCAGAACCUGCGGGUCUUCUAUGCUCGGCUGGCGCCGGGCUACAUCAACCAGGAGGUGGUGCGGCUGUACCUGGCCGUGCUCAGUGACCGCACACCCGAGAAUCUGCAUGCUUUCCUCAUCUCUGUCCCUGGCAGCUUUGCUGAGAGUGGGGCCACCAAGAACCUCCUGGAUUCCAUGGCCCGCAACGUGGCCUUGGAUGCCCUGCAGCUGCCAAAGUCCUGGCUGAACGGCUCGUCCCUCCUCCAACACAUGCAGUUCAACAAGCCCUUUUACUUCAGCUUCAGCCGGUGCACCCUAUCUGGUGGCCACCUGAUCCAGCGGGUCAUCAAUGGUGGGAAGGACCUCCGGAGCCUAGCCAGCCUGAAUCUCAGCGGCUGUGUCCACUGCCUCUCUCCGGACUCGCUGCUCCGCAAGGCAGAGGAUGAUAUUGACAGUAGCAUCCUGGAAACGCUGGUGGUGUCCUGCUGCAACCUGCGGCAUCUGAACCUCUCGGCUGCCCACCACCACAGCUCUGAGGGCCUGGGCAGGCACCUUUGCCAGCUCCUGGCUCGGCUGCGCCACCUGCGCUCCCUCUCCCUGCCUGUCUGCUCCAUCGCUGACUCAGCGCCACGGGCUGACCGCGCGCCUGCCCAGCCUGUGAUGCAUGCUGUGCCCCGUGGCUUUGGCAAGAAGGUGCGCAUUGGCGUGCAGUCCUACCCCAGCCCCUUCUCGGGCCAGACAGUCCCCCAGCCUUCCUCUGUGUUCUGGUCUCUGCUGAAGAACCUGCCUUUUCUGGAACACCUUGAGCUGAUCGGGUCCAAUUUCUCCUCUGCCAUGCCACGCAACGAGCCUGCCAUCCGUAACUCCCUCCCGCCCUGCAGCCGGGCGCAAAAUGUCGGGGACUCAGAGGUGGCUGCUAUUGGCCAGCUGGCCUUCCUGCGGCAUCUGACCCUAGCCCAGCUGCCCAGCAUCCUGACAGGCUCUGGGCUGGUCAGCAUUGGCCUGCAGUGCCAACAGCUCCAGUCCCUGUCACUGGCCAACCUGGGCAUGAUGGGGAAGGUGGUCUACAUGCCCGCCCUCUCAGACAUGUUGCAGCACUGCAAGCGGCUGAAAGACCUCAGGCUGGAGCAGCCCUACUUCAGUGCCAACGCCCAGUUCUUCCAGGCGCUAGGCCAGUGCCCCUCCCUGCAGCGCCUGUGCCUGGUCUCCCGCAGCGGCACCCUGCAGCCUGACGCCGUGCUGGCCUUCAUGGCCCGCUGCCUGCAUGUUGUUGUGUGUCACUUGUUCACCGGGGAGUCCCUCGCCACCUGCAAGAGCCUGCAGCAGUCACUUCUCCGCAGGUGA
Messenger RNA from Galeopterus variegatus (Sunda flying lemur), 2024 nucleotides. RefSeq names its product F-box and leucine-rich repeat protein 18 (gene FBXL18). Gene Ontology annotation, molecular function: protein binding. Gene Ontology annotation, biological process: SCF-dependent proteasomal ubiquitin-dependent protein catabolic process. NCBI's taxonomy places the organism in Eukaryota, Metazoa, Chordata, Mammalia, Dermoptera, Cynocephalidae. Gene Ontology annotation, cellular component: SCF ubiquitin ligase complex. The coding region runs from base 24 to 2024 and encodes 666 amino acids. The record is from RefSeq and is a predicted model, not a curated record. The transcript is spliced from 4 exons.